Molecule: messenger RNA, 2428 nt
Organism: Cuscuta campestris
Lineage: Eukaryota; Viridiplantae; Streptophyta; Magnoliopsida; Solanales; Convolvulaceae
Source: the annotation of a GenBank genome assembly
AUUCCUCUCCUAUCCAUAUAUCUCUCCAAUAAUCGUUACUUAAUUACACUAGCAUAGCUAUUAUGGCUCUUCGUAAUUUCAUUACUAUUAUGCUUGCGAGUGCUAUUUUCUUACUAACUAUUUCUAUUGCUCAUGCCUCCGAUCCCGGCCCUUUGCAAGACAUAUGUGUUGCAAUCAACGGUGCCAAUGAGACUGUGUUCGUGAAUGGAAAAAUAUGCAAGAACCCUGUGGAUGUCGUAGCCGAAGAUUUCCUCUUCCAGGGCCUCAACGUCCCCGGGAACACGUCGAAUCAACUCGGAUCGGCGGUGACCGCCGUGAACGUGAAUAAUCUGCCCGGACUUAACACCCUCGGUACAUCGUUCGCACGUUUGGACUUUGCGCCCAACGGAAUCAAUCCUCCCCACACCCACCCGAGAGCAACCGAAGUCUUCUCUCUACUGGAAGGCACGCUCUACGUUGGAUUUGUGCUCUCCAACCCCCCGCCCGGGAUGCAAAACAGGCUAAUCACCCGAACUCUCGUAGCGGGGGACGUGUUCGUGUUCCCCCAAGGCCUCAUUCAUUUUCAGUUCAACAUUGGGAACACGAGUGCUCUGGCUUUCGCAGGCUUCAGUAGCCAAAAUCCCGGAGUUAUUACUAUCGCCAACGCGGUCUUUGGUUCAAACCCGCCCAUCAAUCCCAAUGUUCUGGCUAGAGCUUUUCGUCUGAGCGGGAAUCUGGUCCGAAAUCUGCAAUCACAAUUCUGGGUCAAUAACAAUAGCUAGAUAUUUGUAAAACAUCAAGCUUAUCUAAUAUGGAGUACAUGUAUAAUACAAUACUACCUGUGUAAAUACUCAAACUGUUGGGGCUCUUGGAAUAUACAAUAAAAUGCCCCUACCACACAACAUAACUCAUGCAUGGUUGAAAGGAUUGUAAUGAAAUAAAGUACUCUAGGAUCAAAUAAUGUAGUUUGAAGAGUGUAGGAACCAUGUAGAAGUCCAUAAGAAGGGAAAAGAAAUAGCAAGAGAGAUAGAACUGAAGUCCCUUUGAACUAAAAGAGGAAAAAAGGAAAAGAAAAAAAUCCAGCAUUAUAACCAAAUUCCAACUCUCGUGUUCCAACGACUACAACACGACAGCGCCAAUUAUCUCAUCCCAAAAUAAUGAAUAAAGGAAAAAUUGUCAUAUAAUAGCCAAACAAACCAAAAAACAUCCUUAGAUAUAUUCAAACUUAUGAAACUCAAGUGUAGUUCCAACAAAGGACAACCCGGUCAAAAUUUGAGUAUAGAUUUUGGUACCAAGGUGUAGCAAACAACAGUUGUAUAUACAUCCUCCAACUUCAUCACCAAUAAUUUAGGCAAACCUAAGACUCUUCGAAGCAAAGAGAAACAGAAUCAAACUAAAAUAGAAGUUGCACAACCAAACAGAAUUAAACUUUUACAGAACUAAUACCAAUUUUCCUUUUUUCACAUGUUCAAUAUGUAAUUAUCUAUAGUAAACCAAAAAAAGUUGACUCUGUGAAGACAUGCAAAUGAUAUUUAACAGCUAAACCCUAACACUAAUAAAGAUCUGUAUUCAUAGAUUGUAAAACCAUGUGAUUGGGUUUGAAAAAGAGUAAAUGAGAAAAUGAGUACUUUUCCAGCCAAAUGUCAUUGAUAUUGAACUGCCAAGAGACAUUAUACCUACUUUUACAACAUAAACAUUUCAGUCUUGAGUUGUGUUUAGAGUAAUAAUGUUUUUCAACAAAACUAACUUCAAUUUCUUCAAAAAUACAUGUGAUAUAUGAGAGUAAAUUCAUUUAAAAGCUAGAAUUCAGUUUUGAAAAUGAAAACACACGUAAUUACCACUGAUCAAGGGUAUCUUCUUUUUUUUUCUUUGAUUAGCACUUUGGUAAAUGCAAUUAACAAAGAAUCUCAUGCAGACCAAAUUUUUUUAAGGCAAUUGAUUUUGAAUUAUAAUUCUUCUAUUAUGAACUUGAGGCUUCAGAGUUGUGGAGCAUUUUCUUGGAAUAUCAAAUAUGGGUUAAUAAAUUUGCAGUUGGGUAGGUGUUUCAUCAUUCAGUCAGUAUAGCAUAGACGCUUCUACGAAAUCAAUUAUUCAACCAAUAAGCAAAUUAAAUUCACCAACCUUAAUUCUUUGUAUAGCAAAUAUGCUCCCAACCCCUCAAUGGAAUAACCCAGCUGUGCAAAAAAAAAUGGGAGUGAGAAUAAUGAAUAUGUUGUUGAAGGCAUGUGCAUUAUUUUUCAAUAGAACAUUUAAGUUUAGCAUUGCAAAAAAUAAUUUGACAAAAGAAAGAAAGAAAAGGAUCCAUGAAAAAUACCUGCAAUUUGUUCCAUGAAAGUUGAAUAUCUAGGUAAUAAGUGGUGUAUUAAAUAGAUGAAAACAAAUCAACUCACCUCUUCCUUUUAUCGUGUCAAACACCUUUGAGAUGUGAAAAUAGAUUCUCGUAAUCUCA